GUUUAUUAAUCUCUGGGCACUUUACUGCUUAAUGAGUUGUGACUCCCUCAGGGAGCGUGUGGAGUUUCACAGGGAGAGAUGGGCCGGACUGAUAGUGCUUCUGGAGGAAUUAUGGUCCUGGCUGAAGAUGAUGGAUGAGGAGCUGACCAGACAGCUUCCCAUUGGAGAGGAUGUUCGUACUCUUCUGCAGCAACAAGGAUACUGUAUGGCUCUGCAGAGUGAGUUAACCAGUCGGAGGCAGGUAUUUGACCACACUCUGAAGCAGCUGUGCCUGUGCCUGGCUCUGCAGCCUGCAGAUGGGCUGUGUGAAAUCAGCAGGGAAACAGCAGCAGGUCAGUCAUCUCCCCCAUCUAUAUAA
This is a messenger RNA of Astyanax mexicanus (Mexican tetra), 358 nucleotides long. Its product is annotated as utrophin-like. Gene Ontology annotation, cellular component: plasma membrane. Gene Ontology annotation, biological process: synaptic signaling. Lineage: Eukaryota; Metazoa; Chordata; Actinopteri; Characiformes; Acestrorhamphidae. The coding region runs from base 32 to 358 and encodes 108 amino acids. The record is from RefSeq and is a predicted model, not a curated record. The transcript is spliced from 2 exons.